CCUCAUCCUGCAAAGACACACAUUUUGAUAUCUCCAAAAUUUUAAAAAACUUGACUUCGCUGAAAUAAUUAUUUACUUCCUCACAUUUUAAUCAAGUACGACAAGUAAAGGAGCACGGAUCAGUGAUAUUAAAGCAUAAAAUACACACAAAAUCUAAAACCACAGAUUCAUUCUCAUCGUUUUGAAACGUUGUAAAAGGCACUCAUUCUUCAAAAUGCCGAACGCUGGGGACUCUAGUGUUAAAAAUCGCUAUAAGAAGUUGCAGUCAAGUUUUCCACAGAUUGGAAGGAGUUCUGCAAAUUUUAACUCUAAAAAAGUACGUGGUAACGCCAACAAUGUCAUCUCGAAAGUUGUCAGGAAUCCGUUGAUUCUCGACGCCAUUUUCGCCCACCUCGACCUCCCCGACCUGAAAACGGCUCGCCUCGUCUGCCAUGAGUGGAACGACAUCGCUUCCCCCUUACUAGGAAGACAGGCUGCUCUCCAGGCGACCCCACUUUUUUCCUCCAAUUCGUCCCACGUGUUCCCCGUCAACCCCAAACUGAAGCGAACUCUCGUCAUCUCAGACCAAUUCCAUCCGUCCAUUCCGCCCCACAUGAAGACCGAAAUUAUUACCAAAGCUGUCACCCAAGUGUCUCAAUUAACUCGUGAAAUUAAGUUUGUCGCCAAUCGAAUGGAAUUUGUGGCCCCUUUCCUCCAAGGAAUUCGGAUGUUGGGGUCGUCGCCAAAAAUUCAAAAAAUCAGCAUCUUCAGUGAGCCGGAUUAUUAUGACCCCAACACAAUAACUCCGGUCGAGGCUUAUCAAAAACUCCCGCCGCAGGAUAACCUGACCACCCUCGAGUUCAAUACCCUUCUAGACUUUCGAAUCCACGGGUGGGAGGAGUUGCAACCCCUGCUCCAAAUUUGGAUCGAUGCUGCCCCCAAUUUGACCACGCUGGACAUCGCAGCGUCUCUCUAUCCCAAUUUGGAGGGGUGUAGAAACCUUAAAGUGUUGAAAUUUAGAUUUUUAACGCGUUAUGUGCACGUCAAUUUGGGCAAGGUGGUCAAGAUGCUGGGACAGGUGAAGGAUUCGUUAGUGGAACUGGAGUUGUCUGUCGCUCCGGAGAAUUCUGGAGUAAUGAAGAAGCUCCAACUUGACAAGAAGAUGGUUCCCGUCAUGUCGAAACUAACCACACUUUCCAUCCAAGCCAUAAAUGUGUACCGAAUUCUUGACUUUUUUGAUGAGGACCACUUCCCAAAAUUAAGAACCCUCUCGAUUCAGCCAGGAAUAGGGAAGUCGUCCUUGAUAACGCAUCUAAACUUGUGGGAGCCCCACAGAGGAGUCCAAUCUCUCGCGGUGACGAUUGAUUCCUGGGAAGAGGAGGAAUUGGAGGAAGAAAUGAUCCAGAUAUUUCCCACCGUUAAGGAAUUCAAUUUGACUCUGAAACAAAUAAGUUCUUCUCCUAUCAGUCGGAGUAUGGAAUCCUUCAAAAUCUGGGAUUUGGAUCGGGUCAACGUUAUCGUCGAUGGGGUGAGGCCCUCCUCCGAGUUGAUUGAAGGUCUGGAAGCUGCUAUGUCCCGUUUGAGAGGAGAGAAAAUAAUCCAGUUCAAAUAAUCAUUUACAUACGUUUCGGAGGAUAACUUUUCUCCCCACUUUCACGAUCUCAUACAUACAGUAAAGGAUUUAAACGCACAGAAAUCUCUCGUGAAACGUGGUACCGGAAAUUAUGGGACAAUAUAAAUGCGACCCAUUUUGGAAGCCAGAUGUGCACCCCUUCAUUUCAGUGGAGGCGUAAACAACCAAGUCAUUAAUAUUUAGUUAAAUAAUACUGAACAGACUCUUGCCGAUAAACUUUCCUGUCUCAAAUCGUGUCGGAUUAAAUAAUUGCGACUUUUUCAUAAUUUCUUCGUUUUUUAUAUUAUUUUUACGAUUUUUUUUUUCUUUAAGGUUAGGGAAUUUUAAUGUUAGACUCCUUAGUAGUCAGCUUUUCCUACAUGUAAGAUAUGUCAUAAGAUAUCGUGUGAAAUUAUAUGUAAUAUUAUUAAUAAAUUAACUGCGACAAA
Molecule: messenger RNA, 2040 nt
Organism: Folsomia candida
Lineage: Eukaryota; Metazoa; Arthropoda; Collembola; Entomobryomorpha; Isotomidae
Exons: 8
Coding region: 215-1591 (458 amino acids)
Molecular function (GO): protein binding
Source: RefSeq, a predicted model, not a curated record